This is a messenger RNA of Colletotrichum destructivum, 2399 nucleotides long. Its product is annotated as Putative aldehyde dehydrogenase domain, aldehyde/histidinol dehydrogenase. Gene Ontology annotation, molecular function: succinate-semialdehyde dehydrogenase (NAD+) activity. Gene Ontology annotation, cellular component: cytoplasm. NCBI's taxonomy places the organism in Eukaryota, Fungi, Ascomycota, Sordariomycetes, Glomerellales, Glomerellaceae. The record is from RefSeq and is a predicted model, not a curated record. The coding region runs from base 204 to 1973 and encodes 589 amino acids. Gene Ontology annotation, biological process: GABA catabolic process. The transcript has 2 exons.
CAAUGAUGUAGCCCCGUGAGGAGAGGGGAGAAAUUCUCCAUUAAAUCGCCCUGGGACACGCUUCGCCAAUUCUGUCAAUAUCACACACACCAGCUGCUUGGUAGGUAAUAUUGCUCUUCUUGAAACUUGCUGUUCUAUCCGACAUUACAUCGCAGGUUUGAACCCUCUUCUUCCGCUUCUUGAGUCAUACAUAAGUCUGCCAGAUGCGGAGGCAUUCAGUUGCCCAGUCUGGUGGGGAAGACUAUUCCCAUCGGCGAAGGGUUUCAUUCUCGCCAACAAUGAUCAGCGCCGUGACGUCCCCCUUUGCUAGUACGACCACCACAAUAACUAGCGCCCCCUCCUCCAACUCAACCACGAGGAGUAACACCAACAGCCUCGUCAUCCACGGUCUUCCACCCGUCUCGCUCCCCUUACCGCUCCCUUUCAAACUCACUGACGUUGACCUGCUCCGCCGCGACUGCCACGUCCACGGCGAAUGGGUUUCCUCCCGUAAUAACAAGCGUUUUGCCGUCCUCGACCCGGGCACCGGUCGUGUGUGGGCGGCGUGUCCAGACAGUACGAGAGAUGACCUUCAUACCAUCAUCAAGUCCUCGUUCUCGGGCUUCCAGGGCUUCUCAACUACUCCGGCCCGAGAGCGCGCUCGCCUGCUGACUUCCUGGCACCACCUCAUCCUUGCGAGCCGUAUCGACCUAGCCACCAUCCUCGUCCACGAGACUGGGAAGCCAUUGAAUGAGGCGCUCGCCGAAGUUGACUACGGCGCCGGACUGGUCCGUUGGUUUGCCGGCGAGGCAGAGCGUCUCGAUCCGGCUUCGCCGUUACCGUCGCCAGCCCCAUCGCCGACUGAGUCUCUCGUAUCCUCUCCUAUAUCCGACAACAGCGCCGCUCCGACCGUUCCCACACCGGGGACCGGUGCCUUUCCGGGGAAACGGGGCGCGAUCCUCAAACAACCGAUCGGCGUCGUUCUUGCCCUGAUUCCAUGGAGCUUUCCUCUCGCACUCACACUCCGGAAAUCCGCUGCAGCGAUGGCGGCUGGCUGCACCGUCAUCGUCAAGCCGUCCUCCGAAACACCUCUCUCGGCACUCGCCUUGGCUUGCCUGGCAGACCGCGCGGGCUUUCCGCCUGGUGUGCUCAAUGUCCUGACAACAAGUCUGGGUAAUACGCCAGUGGUAUCCGAGUCGCUGUGCAUGCACCCCCUCGUCAAGGCCGUGAGCUUCACGGGAAGCGCCCGGGUAGGGAAGCGAGUCGCAGCGUCCUGCACCCGUAACCUGAAGCGAUUGUCGUUGGAUCUAGGUGGAAACUGCCCCUUCCUCGUAUUUGAAGAUGCGGACCUCGAGCAGACUGCUAAAGACCUCGUGGCGCUCAAAUGGCGACACGCGGGACAAGCAUGCGUAGCGCCGAACCGGUGUUACAUCCAGCGGCGGGUAUAUGAGCCAUUUUCGAACUUGCUCAUCACCGAGACCCGGAAGCUGAAGCUCGGACACGGGAUGGCGAAGGACACGACUUUGGGGCCGGUGACAACGAUCCGCGGGCUGUACAAGGCAGAGGCGCUGUGUAAGGAUGCCAUGAGCAAAGGGGCCGUCAAGCUGCUUGGCACAGGGAGGCGGGAACCUGGAGACGGGUACUUUAUGGCACCGACUAUAUUGGGAGAUAUGACAGAUGGGAUGCUGAUGUGUCGGGAAGAGGUCUUUGCACCAGUCCUGGGGUUAUACGUAUUCGAUACCGAGAAUGAGGUUGUAAUCAGGGCGAACGACACGCCGAUUGGGCUGGCAGGAUACGUCUUUACCAAGAAUCAGGAUAGGCUCUGGAGGAUAUUUGAUCGACUAGAAGCCGCCGUAGUUGGAAUGAACACUGUUUCCUUGGUGAUGGAUACACCGGUCCCAGCGGGAAACAACGGCAAUGGAUACACGCCGGGCCAAGCCACAGCCUUGGACGAAUUUUUGAUCACAAAAGCAGCCGCGAUGCCACCAUCAUGAGCGACAUACCAGCACAGGUGAAGGAUAAGGGGAUCGAUACCAUCCCAGUCUGGGUGCAAUAUGCCAGUAAUACUUCUGGAAUUUCGGAGUUGCAUAUAGCUUCAGUCAAAUGUAAGAGACAGCUUAGUACUGUUCUCUCCAGUUUAUGUUGUGGAAUUCCAUUGAGAAGAACCAUGUUCAUGGCAGUAAAAUGCAACUGUCACUGGAUCUUCUCGGCAAUGGGAGAGAUUUCCGUCUCCACCCCCUGUCGAGGUUGCAGUACACAGCCCAGUGCCCAACAGCCCGCAAGCCAAAGCCGGCAACACGGAGGGAUCUUUCCGGUAUUCUUAGACCCCCUUGAACCUUUGAGGCUCUCGUGGUUGAUGUUGGUUCUCGACAUGGAGAGAGUCGAUCAAACCUAUGACUCAAACGCCUUGGCCUUCCCAA